AUGAGGGCUUCUGUGGUGUGGAUGGUGUUGACAAUGGCCGCCGCCGUUCUCCAGCACUGUUCUUCUGGGGGGGGCGACCACUCGUCCCACCCGGAUAUGAUCUCCGAGCUUCCUGGGCAGCCGCCGGUGGGAUUCCGGCAGUUCGCCGGCUACAUUACCGUGGACGAGAGCAAGGAAAGGGCGCUGUUCUACUACUUUGCGGAGGCGGAGGGUGACCCUCUCUCUAAGCCGCUGGUCCUCUGGCUCAAUGGAGGUAAUGCGGCCGCACCAGCUCCCCCCCUCUCUCCCUCGUCCUCCGGCGAGUGGUGAUCUCUGAAGCCCCGACGUCUCGAUUUGACUGGGUUUCUCCAUUUUUGCAGGCCCCGGUUGCUCCUCCGUCGGAGUGGGGGCCUUCUCCGAGAACGGGCCUUUCAGGCCGAGCGGACAGAUGCUGGUGAGGAACGAGUACAGUUGGAACAGAGGUAAAAAGGGAAGAAGACGAGAGGAAGACGACUUAGCUAUGAAUGUGGGGUUGGGCGGUAAGAAUCUGAUCUUCAUUUUCCUUCUCCAAUGGCUCUGCAGAGGCCAACAUGCUGUAUUUGGAGUCCCCCGCCGGAGUCGGCUUCUCCUACUCUGCAGACGACUCGUACUACGGGAGAGUGGACGACAGGCUCACUGGUAGUGCUCCAUGAUUCUCUCCGCCUUCUUUCAAUGGAUUCUGAUUCUUCGCAAAUUCGGGUUGAUUAUCAUCAUCAUCAUCAUUAUCCGGGCUUUCCUUGUUUUCUGAUAAUGGCUGCUGCGUUUUCGACUUGAAGCCAGGGACAAUCUGGUUUUUCUCCGGCGAUGGUUCUCCAAGUUUCCACGAUACAAGGACAGGGAUCUCUUCAUCGCGGGAGAAAGCUACGCCGGCCACUACGUCCCGCAGCUCGCCCAGCUGAUGGUCCAGUUCAACAAGAGGAGGAACGUCUUCAACCUCAAGGGGAUCGCCGUAAGUCUAAGGUUUCAGUAGAAUCCUCCGAAAUUUAUCCCAACUCAGUCUUCCUCCUCUGAUUAUUUCCUCCUCUCUCUCUCUCUCUCUCUCUUUCUCGACGCCGCAGCUGGGAAACCCGGUCCUUGAGUUCGCCACGGACUUCAACUCGAGAGCGGAGUUCCUCUGGUCUCAUGGCCUCAUCUCGGACUCGACUUACAGGGUUUUCUCCUCCGCCUGCAACUACUCCCGCUACGUGAGCGAGUACUACCGGGGAUCUCUCUCCCCAGUCUGCUCCAGGGUGAUGACACAGGUGACGAGAGAGACCAGCCGGUUCGUCGACAAGUACGACGUCACCCUCGACGUCUGCAUCUCCUCCGUCCUCUCCCAGUCCAAGAUCCUCGCUCCUCAGGUGGGUUUCCUCUUUCUGGUUCCCUCCGCUCUAAUGGCGGCGACGCCGCCGCUCUAAUGGGUUCUCACUCUCGAGUUCUCUCCCGCUGCUUCCCCCGAACAGCAAGUGGCGGAGCGGAUCGACGUCUGCGUGGAGGACGAGACGGUGAACUACCUGAAUCGGAAGGACGUGCAGAGCGCCCUCCAUGCCCGCCUCGACGGAGUUAGCAGGUGGAGCGUUUGCAGCAGGUAAAGCGCGUCAUCUUUCUUCCUCCCACUCUCCCUCUGUAAUGAUCAUCCUACCCGCCAAGUAAUGCCCCUUCUGUGGCCGCAGUGUACUGGAGUACGACUUUCUCAAUUUGGAAAUACCCACCAUUAAUGUCGUCGGCUCGCUCGUCAGGGCAGGGAUCCCCGUGCUGGUCUACAGGUAUAAGAAGAUAGCUUUGAUUUCGUGGUGGUUUCUCCCUGGAUUUUCUUUUCUCAUUAUCUUCUUGCUCUUCCGCGGCAGUGGCGAUCAAGACUCGGUCAUCCCGUUGACCGGAAGCCGGACGCUGGUUCAGAGGCUGGCGGAGGAGCUGGGGAUGAAGACGACGGUGCCGUACAGAGUCUGGUUCGAAGGGAAGCAGGUCGGCGGAUGGACCCAAGUGUACGGGAACGCCCUCUCCUUCGCCACCAUCCGAGGAGCUUCCCACGAAGCCCCCUUCUCGCAGCCGGAGAGAUCGCUCGUACUCUUCCAGGCGUUUCUCCGGGGCAACCCCCUGCCGGAGACCUUUUGA
Molecule: messenger RNA, 2112 nt
Organism: Spirodela intermedia
Lineage: Eukaryota; Viridiplantae; Streptophyta; Magnoliopsida; Alismatales; Araceae
Source: the annotation of a GenBank genome assembly